Messenger RNA from Chrysoperla carnea, 14385 nucleotides. It is a transcript of the gene futsch, whose product is annotated as microtubule-associated protein futsch. Gene Ontology annotation, cellular component: microtubule associated complex; synapse; neuronal cell body. NCBI's taxonomy places the organism in Eukaryota, Metazoa, Arthropoda, Insecta, Neuroptera, Chrysopidae. The transcript is spliced from 6 exons. The record is from RefSeq and is a predicted model, not a curated record. Gene Ontology annotation, molecular function: actin binding; microtubule binding. Bases 8 to 14134 code for a protein of 4708 amino acids. Gene Ontology annotation, biological process: axonogenesis; regulation of microtubule depolymerization; microtubule cytoskeleton organization.
UCCAAUCAUGGAUAUUUCAGUUACAACUAUUGAAAUGGCCGAUACAACAAUUGUUGGAAAUGGUGAUUUAACACUAUCAUCAAAUAUUGAAAAUGGCACUGGACCAUCAGCAAAUAGUCCAUUAAUCGGUGGUUAUUUAUUAAUAAUUAUUGAUGAACCUCAUUCACAAGAGCAUAAGGAUCUAAUUUUACAGAAAGUUUCUAAAGGAUUAUUAUCAUGGAACAAGGAACAAAAUUUAGUCAAUCUAGAAAAAGAAUUAGAUAUAAUAACAACGAAAGCUGCGGAUGGUGAAGUGUCAAGGCUUAACGAAAGAUUAAUUCAAUAUGCAUCAGAAAAUUUGGUGACAGAGAUAUUAAUAAAUGCAACCUCAAACACAGUGUUACAAUGUAUCAGGAAUCUAUUGAGUAGUUUUACUAGACACCGUCAUAUUAUUCAUGCUGGAUACACAUUUGCUGGGAGUGGUUCUUGGAUAUUACAGGAUGGAACCUUUUCAUACGCUGAUAUGUGUGAUGCAUUACAAGAUACAGAAGUUCAACGAGUGUUCGAAGCAUACGAAAAUAUUGUAACAAUUGAUAUACACUGUUCACCUGAGGGUGAAUGGCCUAAAUUAGAUCACGAACAAUUCGUUCGCAUGUGUAAAUUAAAAACGAACCCAACAGAUGUGUUAACUGCGGGCACACCUUCGAUAACUAAUUUCAUGAAAUAUAUUGAACCGUAUGUAAUACCAAUGGAAACUGAUACAUUAUUAGAAAGUUCUGAUGUUGUUGGUAAUAUACGAUUCUCUCAUCCCACCUUAUAUAUAUUUCCUGGUGGACAAGGUGAUUCAGCAUUAUUUGGUAUUAAUGGAUUUAAUAUGUUAAUCGAUGGUGGUUUUGCUAGAAAGGCAUGCUUUUGGGAUUUUACACGUCAUUUGGAUCGUUUGGAUGCCGUUUUAAUUACACGAAUCAAUAAUAAUAAUAUUAAUGGUAUCACUGCUGUUUUGGAAAAGAAACGAAAUCAACAAGUUUAUCCACAAAUUGGACAUGUUUUCUGUAAUUUACAAGACCGUAAGAAACUGCUAAGUCCAAGUGAAGAUAAAGAAAAAGAUCCAUUAUUAAUUGAUCUCAUUGAAAGAAGCCAACAAUUAGUUAAUUGUCUACGUCAUAUCAAUUUACGACCACAGUCAUGUUUUCGUGACACAGAACCAAUAAAUUUAUAUCAUAAAGUGGGUCAUGGUACACUAAAUAUGUACGUUUUAAGUCCAGCAAAAGAAUCACGUGAAGUUCGCGAAUUUAUGGACAAAUGGAAUGCCAAUGAUAAUAAAGUAUUUAUAACACGAAAAGAUUCAAAAGAACUUAUAUUUCCAAUACAAAAUAUGAUAUCGAUAUGUGCACUUCUUAUCUGGGAACCAGCUAAACCAAAUGAGAAUAUAACACGUAUACUAUUUCCAGGCAGUACACCACAGCAUAAAAUAUUCGAAGGUUUAGAUAAAUUGAAACAUUUGGAAUUCUUUAAAACACCUAUAUGUUCGGCAAACACAAUUGUACCAAGUAAAUCGUUAACAGCAAUAACUAAAAUGACUAAGCCAGUAAAAUCAUUGGAUAAAGUAUUACAAAGCGAUAAUAUAAAACCACUAAAAUUAGCUACAGAUAUUAAAAAAGAAAAACCUUCUCCACCCAUAAUUGAUAACAAACAAAGAAGUGAAAACAAAGCUGUAGAUGAUAAUAAAACAAAAAAUAUUGUAGCAGACAAUAAAACGAAAUCUACUACAUCAACAAUUAAAUAUCCUAAAAAAACAUUAAAAACAAACAUUAAAAAAUCCGAAUCAGUUGAAAGUGAUAAGGACGAAGUGAAAACAGAUGAAAUUAAAACCAAAGAAACUGAUUCUGAAACUGAAUCUAAAAAAUUAGACGAAGAUAAAAAAGUAACAAAGGAUGAUCAAAAAUCAAGCGUUUCCAAAACUCGAAGUAAAUCGAAAACAUCAAAAUCCAUCGAAAGGAAACCACGAACCGAAAUUAAAUCUGAUACUAAACCAUCUACUCCCAAAAAGGUUGCCAGCGAACAACAAGGCAUAUCAAAUAAAUUUCAAGCUAAAUCUUCUCCAUCAGCUACUCCAGCUAAAAGUGCUAAAGAUGCUAAUAAUCGAAAGGUGGUUGAAUCAAAAUAUAAAUCUCUUUAUAGUAAGAAAGAGCCAUCAAAACCUAUAGAGAAAGAUCAACCCCCAAAAGUUGAAAGAAAACCAAUAUCUCGGCGACCAAAACCACCAUCACCAAUGCGUAAACUAGGUGGCAGCCCAGUAAAAUCCAUCAAAUUAAAUAAAAAUGAAAAAGAUUCACGAAAAAUAAAGAACGAAAAAAGUGAUACAGUGGAUUCGAGUACUGUUAGUACACCGGUCGAUGUGGAUUCCACAAAGCUAGCAAAUGAUGUGAAACUUUCAGAAACUGAAAUAGAAUUAUUGAAAGCUCAGGAACUCGCAGACCUUAAGGAAGAACAGGAAGUAAUUAAAGAAAUCGAAGCAGUAUUUUCAAAAGACGAACAAAAUAAGAAAUCUGAAAUUGAAUCAGCCCCUAUUCCAGAGAAAUCAAUUCCAGAUGAAGUAGAGGAAUAUCUCAUUAUCGAAAAAGAAGAAUUUGUUGAAUAUUCACAAGAUGUUCCAGCUGAUAAUGGUAAAACAGAAACUACAGAUAUUAGUGAAGAGCCAGAAGAAAAGUUAAAAGAAAUCAAACAAGAAACUGAACCAGUUAUCCAAGCCCCAUCUAGGCCAACUGAAUUUACUACUCCCAUCACAUCAACUACAAAAUCUAAACCUAUUUCACUAGAAUCUUGCAAUAAAAUAGAAAAUGAAAUAAAUGAAAUAAUUCAAUCGGCAACCGAUAUUGCUAAAACCAAAGAAGAAGGACAAAGCUAUGAUAAUGAUAAAAAAGAAAAAGUAGAAGAAAUUUCUAGAGAUGUGUCCAUUACUAGUCCUGAGGAGAAACUCGAAUUAUCAAGCGAGAAGAAAACAACUGACACUAAAGAUAUCGAUGAGGUAGAAAACAAAGAAGUUGAUCAAAAUUAUGUAGUUGAAUCACAACCAGAUGAGAAAUUUUCGGCUACAUCAGGUGCCACAACAGCUCCAACGUUGCCGGAAGAUGAACGAAUAACUUUAGAUGAAAUAAAAGAAGAUAAAGUUCCAGAUAUCGAAGAGAAGUAUAUUAAUGAAGAAACCAAAGAAAAGGAUCUUCCUAUAUCAAUCGAACCUAUUAGGUUUGAGCCGAAACCAAAAGAAAAUGACGUUCGAGCAAUGCAAUAUGAAGCUCAACAAGCACAUUUACGUGAUAUUGUAAAAACACCAGACGAAGUUGCUGAUUUACCAGUACAUGAAGAAGUAGAUGGUGGGCCAUAUGAUCACGGACACGCCGAAGAACAAGCUGAAAAAGAUAAGCAAGUUGAUGUAAAUGAACUGAAAGAAGGAGAAACGCAAGAAAAAGAUGUUAAGUUGGAUGAUGAUGUUGAUGAUAGAAAAAAAACUGAGGAAGAUCAACUAAAAGAAAGAGAAACAAAAGACGAAGGUGAUAAGGAAAAAGGUGAAGUAGGUCAGCUUAAAGAGGGAGAAACACAAGAAAAAGAUGUUAAAGUGGUUGAUGACAUCGAUGAUAAGGAGAAAGGUGACGUUGGUCAGCUAAAAGUAGGGCAAGUACAAGAAAAAGAUGAUAAAUUGGUUGAUGAUAUUGGUGAUAAGGAGAAAGGUGAAGUAGAUCAGCUGAAAGCAGGAGAACCACGAGAAGGAGAUGUUAAAUUGGUUGGUAAAGUCGGUGAUAAGGAAAAAGGUGAAGUAUAUGAACUGAAAGUGGGAGAAAUUCAAGAAAAAGAUGGUAAAUUGGUUGAUGAUAUCGAUCAUAAGGAGAAAGGUGACGUAGGUCAGCUAAAAGUAGAACAAACACAAGAAAAAGAUGAUAAAUUUGUUGAUGAUAUCGGUGAUAAGGACAAAGAUGAAGUAGAUCAGCUGAAAGCAGCAGAACCACAAGAAAAAGAUGUUAAAUUGGUUGCUGACAUUGGUGAUAAAGAGAAGGGUGAAGUAGAUCAGCUGAAAGUGGGAGAAACGCAAGAAAAAGAAGUUAAAUUGGUUGGUGAAAUCGAUGAUAAGAAAAAGGGUGAAGUAGAAGAACUGGAACUGGGAGAAUCCCAAGAAAAAGAUGUUAAAUUGGUUGAUGACAUCGGUGAUAAGAAGACAGGUGAAGUAGAUCAGCUGAAAGCAGGAGAAUCACAAGAAAAAGAUGGUAAAUUUAUUGAUGAUAUCGGUGAUAAGGAGAAAGGUGAAGUAGAUCAACUGAAAGCUGGAGAACCACAAGAAAAAGAUGUUAAAUUUGUUGGUGAAAUUGGUGAUAAGGAAAAAGGUGAAGUAGAUAUACUGAAAGUGAGAGAAACUCAAGAAAAAGGUGCUAAAUUGGAUAAAGAUGACGAUAACAAAGAAAAAGAUAGUGAUCAAAUUCCACAAAAAUUCGAUGAAUUUAUUCCUAAAAAAGAAAUUAUUGCAGAGAAAAUAUUAUCAGAAAAAUUAGAAAAUGUUGAAGUAGAGAAAGAUGUAACAAAUGCACAGUUAGACGAAAAACGUUUAGAUUCUGAUAUCGUUAAAACAGAACAAGAAAUUAAUAUUGAAAAAGAAUCUAAGAUACCUGUUGAUUUAGGUUUCGAAACUUCCGCGAAACAUCAAGAUACACAAUAUUUAGUUGGGCAAAUCACAGACACUGUAGACACUGAAAUUGUGUACGAAACUGUGGAUGAAAAAGAAUUAACGUCUGAACAAAAUGUGGAAAAAGAUACGUGUGUUAGAAAAAUGGAUGAAAAAGUAAGCGUUGCAGCUGUUGAUAUUAAACUUUCUAAAGAAGAAACUGAUAAGCAAGAGAAGGUUGAAAUUUCAGCAAUUGAAGAAGCAAAAGAUGAAUCUGAUAAAAAAUUAGGAGAAGGAAUCCAAGAAGUAAUUAUAAGCAAAGAAGGCAUUGAACAUAAAGAUAAGGAAGGUAAAGUAGAAAUUUCAAAGAUUGAAGAUGAAGCAAACAUACUUGAUAAAAAACUAGGAAAAGAAACACAAGAAUUGGUUAUGUCUGAAGAAACUACCGAAAAAAUAAGUACGGAUAAAACAAAUGAAAUUUAUAAAACUUUGAAGGAGGGUGUAUCUAAAGAAGAAAUUUUGAAAGAUACUUCAAGUCUUGAUGACAAAGAAAAAUUAGAUAAAAAAUCAGCUAUUAUUUUGGAAGAUGAAACUCCAAAACAAUUACCAUCGGGUGAUUUUAAAUUGAAUGGCGCAGGCGAAAGCGAUAUUUUGUCAGAUUCAACAUCAAUUUUACGUAAUCUAGAAGAAGACAAGGAUGACGAGGCUGACCAUUUAUAUGCAAUGAAAGAAACUUGGAUUAGAGAUAAUAAUGAACCAGGUGAAUUAAGAUAUUCUGGAAUUCCUACAGAAUUUAAAGAACCGUUCUCUUCAAUGCCAUAUACUGUUAAUGAAUAUACCACAGAAUUACGAGAAACUCACAUUACUACUCUCGAUUCUCCAAAACCUGUCGAAGAUAACUUAGAAUCCACAAUAUUAAACAACAAUAAACAAUCAAAGUUGAGUACAUUGUUGGAAAACUCUAAAGAGUUAAUGGAAUCGACAUCAAAAAUUAUUUCCGAUAUUAAAGCUCAAGAUACUUUAAAAUCUGAAGAACCUCCAUCAUCUACUUUAGGAAUUGAUGUUGUAAAACUUGUUGCAAAUGUAGCAGAGGUUUUAAAAUCAGACAAAUCAUUAGAAGAAAUUGCUUCCACUAUAAAAGAAGAUACUGAUCAGAAACAAGAUGAAGAGGUCAUCAUUGCCAGUACAAAAACUUACGAUAAUGAGAGUAUUAAAAAAAUUUCUCCUGAACCAGAAAAAGAUGAAAAAAUUGAAGCAAUUCCUAGUGAAAAAUGCAUUAAAGAAAGUAUACUGAAUUUCUUAAAUGAAGAACGAAAAGCAUUUGACGAAGUUGAAGAUCUUGAAGUAAAUGGCGAUUUAGAAGAGGAAAAAGAUUAUGAUACUGAAAAACAAACUCCUAAAACACAAAAGAUUGAAGAAGACCUUGAGGUUUCGAAAUAUUCUACACAACCCAUACAAAAAGUUGUUGUUCUUGAUAGUGAAGUAUCAUUGCCGUUAAUAAAAGAUGAAAAACUCUCUGAAACACAAGAAAUAUCUAAAUUACAACAAUUUGAAAUCCAGGAUGGGUCUUCAACACUCGAUAAAAUUGAACAAAAAGCUAUUCAAGAAAUUCAAAUUGAUGAAAAAUCAAUUACGAAAUCAUUGGUUCAUGAAAAAUCUACGUCAAUUAUUCCUGAAAACUUAGAAACAGUUGACCCUGCAUUAGAAGACAAGGAUUCUAUACAUGCGGAAACCUCCACUGAAAAACCUUUUGAUGAAGAUAGUAUUUCUGAAGCAUCAGUAAAACGAAAAUCGAUAGCAGAUUCAGAAAUAUCAAAAUCUCCUACUCCUGAGAAAUCUAUUACGGAUGUGAAAGCUACAACCGAAGAAGUAGAAAAACUAAAAUCGGUAGAAGAUGAAGUGAAAGAAAAAUCGAAGUCUCCUACCCCUGAAAAAUCUAUUACUGGCAUGGAAAUUUCAAUCGAAGAUAUAGAAAAGCGAAAAUCAAUUACAUUAGAAAAAUCAAGAUCUUCUACACCAGAAAAGCCCAUUGUUGAUAAAAAAGAUAGAUCAGAAACUCCAGAUAAACGAAAAUCUAUUGAGGGAUCUGAAACUAAAGAAUCAUCGAAAUCACCUACUCCGGAAAAAUCGAUUAUUGAUGUAAAAAUUGCAAACGAGGAGGAAGAAAAACAAAAAAUGAUGGAAGAAUACGUAGAAUCAGAAAUAUCAAAAUCUCCCACUCCGGAUAAAUCUAUAACCGAUGUUAGAGUAGCAACUGAAGAGGUAGAAAAACGAAAAUCAAUUGACGAUUCUAAAGCCUUCGAAAAAUCAAGAUCUUCCACACCUGAAAAAUCUGUGUUAGACCAAAAACAUAGUUCAGAAACGGCAGAUAAAUUCAAAUUGACUCAGGAAUCGGAAAUUAAAGAAACAUCGAAGUCGCCUACCCCUGAACAAUAUGAUACAAAAGCUACAACCGAGGAGACAGACAAAAAACAGUCUGUGGAAGAUACAGACAAAUCAAAAUCUUCUACUCCUGAAAAAUCUAUAACUGAUGUCAAAUCUUCGACCGAGGAAGCCGAAAAGCGGAAAUCAAUUGAAAUUUCUGAAACAACAGAAAAAUCUAAAUCUCCUACGCCUGAACGAUCUAUUCUUGAUCAAAAAGAUGGUUCUGAAACCUCAGAAAAACGAAAAUCAAUUGAGGUGUCUGAAACUAAAGAAACAUCAAAGUCUCCUACUCCUGAGAUAUCUAGUAAUGAAGUAAAACGCGAAUCGAUUAAGGACUCGAUUAUACUAGAUAAAUCAAAAUCGCCUUCGCCCGAAAAAAUUUUAAUUGAUGAAAAAGAUACAUCCGAAGAAUUACAAAAAAGAAAAUCAAUAGCACAAUCUGAAACACAAGACAUAUCAAAAUCAACUGAAAAAUCUGAUUCUAAGGAAAAAACAACACCAGAAGUAGAUGAAAAACUUCAAUUAAAAUCAAAAUCUCCUACUCCUGAAAAAUCUACAAUUGAUGAAACAGGUGCCAGUGACGAGGCUGAAGAACAGAAAUCAAUGUUAGAGAAGCACUCAAAAUCUGCUUCACCUGAAAAAACUACAUCAAAGGAAAACAUUCUAACAAUAGAAGAGGAAAAACGUAAAUCUGUCGUAGAAUCUAUAGUUGCAAACAACCUAGAAGAAAUGCAAUUAUCAUCUUCAGAGCUAUUAGAUAAAUCAAAAUCUCCAUCUCCUGAAAAAUCGACCAGUUAUGCAAAAGAUACAUCCGAAGAACCAGAAAAAAGAAAAUCAAUCGUUGAAUCAGCCCUAGAAGACAUAGCAAAAUCACCUUCACCUGCAAAAUCUGUGUGUGAAAAAACUACAGAAAAAGCUACAUUCGAUAUGAAAGAAAAGAGUGAAUUACCUUCUGAUAAAUCAAAGUUUGAACAAUCUUUAAUUGACGAAAAGGAUGUCUCUAAAGAAUCAGAAAAAGGACAACCAAUUUUAGAAUCUGUUGUACAUGAUCAAUCAAAAUCUCCUUCACCUGAAAAAUAUGACUCAAAAGAGAAAGUUUUAACUGAAGAAGAUGGGAAACGUUCCUCGACUAAGGAUUCUGUAAUUUCCGAAAAUGAAGAAAAAAAAGUUUGCGACGACGAAAAACAAAAAUUACCUACUGAAUCAGUAGAUAAAUCAAAAUCCUCAUCGCCGGAAAAAUCCACAGUUGAUGAUAAAGAUACGUCUGAAGAAUCAGAAAAACGGAAAUCAAUUACAGACACUAUAAUACAUGAUCAAUCAAAAUCUCCCACGCCUGAAAAAUCUGAUUUAAAAGAACAAAUUACUACCGAAAAAGAUGAAAAACGUCAUUCGAUUAAGGAGUCUCAAGAAUUACCAAAAUCAAAGUCUGCCACCCCUGAAAAAUCUAUAAGUGAUGAAAAAGACACCUUUGAAGAAUCAGAAAAACGAAAACUUAUUUUAGAAACUGAAACACAUGAUCAACAAAAAUCUCCUUCACCUGAAAAAUUUGAUUCUAAACAAAAAGACAUAAAUGAAAUAGAAGAAAAAUCUCAUUCAAUAGAUGCGGCAGAAAUUCCAAAGUUAUUGUCUGAAUCCCUGGAUGAAUCAGAAUCUUCUUCACCUGAAAAACCUUCCAUUGUUGAAAAAGGUACUACUGAAGAAUCAGAAAAACGCAAAUCUAUUGUAGAGUCCGUCACACGUGAUCAAUCAAAGUCCCCUACACCAGACUUAUUUGAUUCUAAGGAACAAGAUUUAACUGCAGAAGAAGAGGAAGAAGAAGAAAAGCGACAUUUAAUAGCAGUAGAAAUAGAAGAAAAGCGACAUUUGAUUGCAGUAGAAGCGAGAAAAAAACGGAAAAUGAUUGCGGAUUCUGCAGUACAAGAUACAAAAGAAGAAGCUACAACAGAUGAAAAAGAAACGACAAAAUUACUGUCAGAAUCGUUAGAUAAAUCAAAGUCUCCUACGCCUGAAAAAUCUGAUAAUGAAAAAGAAUCGUUUGAAGAAACAGAAAAGCGGAAAUCAAUUAUUGAAUCUUCGGUACAUUAUCAAUCAAAAUCUCCUACUCCUGAAAUAGACGAAGAUUCUAAAGAAAAAGUAACAACGGAAAUAGACGAAAAACGUCAUUCGAUUGGGGAAUCUGUAGUUCAAGAAUUGCCAAAAUCAAAGUCUCCUACGAUUGAGAAAUCAACUAUUGAUGAAGAAGAGGUGUCUGAUGAGACAGAGAAACAGAAGUCAAUUGUAGAAUCUACCUUGCAUGAUCACUCAAAAUCUCCUACACCAGAAAAAUUUGAAUCUAAGGAAAAAGUAACAACUGAAUUUGAUGAAAAACGUCAAUCGAUUGGGUCAAUAUCAAAGUCUCCUACGCCUGAUAAAUCCACAAUUGAUGAAGAAGAGGCCUCUGAAAAGCCAGAGAAACAGAAGUCAAUUGUAGAAUCUACCUUGCGUGAUCACUCAAAAUCUCCUACACCAGAAAAAUUCGAAUCGAAGGAAAAAGUAACAACUGAAUUUGAUGAAAAACGUCAAUCGAUUGGGGAAUCUGCAGUUCAGGAAUUAUUAAAAUCAAAGUCUCCUACGCCUGAUAAGUCCACAAUUGGUGAAGAAGAGACCUCUGAAGAGUCAGAGAAACAAAAGUCAGUCGUUGAAUCUGCCUUACUUGAUCACUCAAAAUCUCCUACACCCGAAAAAUUUGAUUGUAAGGAAAAAGUAAAAGCAGAAUUAGAUGAAAAACGACAUUCGAUUGAGGAAUCUGCAGUUCAGGAAUUAUCAAAAUCUCCCACGCCAGAAAAAUCUACUAUAAAUGAUCAAUCAAAGUCUCUUUUAUCUGAAAAAUCUGAUUUUAAGGAAAAAUUAACAACGGAAAUAGAUGAAAAACGACAUUCGAUAGGAGAAUCUAUUGCUCAAGAGUUGUCGAAAUCAAAGUCAUCUUCGCCUGAAAGAUCUACAAUUGAUGAAAAAGGUACCGCUGAAGAGCCUGAAAAGCGAAGAUCCAUAAUAGAAUCUAUAGAACAUGAUCAAUCAAAAGCUUCUACACCUGAAAAAUCUGAUUCUACAGAAAAAGUAACCACUGGAAUAGAUGAAAAAGUUAAGGUAAUUGGAGAAUCUGCUGUUCACGAGCUACCAAAAUCAAAGUCUCCUACACCUGAGAAAUCAAUAAUUGACGAAAAACAGGUAUCUGACGAAACCGGAAAACGAAAGUCAAUUGUAGAAUCCACCUUGCAUGAACAAUCCAAAUCUCCUUCACCUAAAAAAUCAGAUUCUAAUGAAAAAGUAACUACUGGAACAGAUGAAAAACGUCAAUCUAUUGGGGAAUCUGCUGUUCAAGAAUUACCAAAGUCAAAGUCUCCUACGCCUGAAAAAUCUACAAUCGAUGAAAAGGGUAUAUCGGAAGUAUCAGAAAAAUGCAAAUCGGUUACAGAGUCUGAUAAAUCAAAAUCACCUUCGCCUGAAAAAUCUGAUCUUGAAGAAAAUGUUAGAACUGGAACAGAUGAAAAACGCCAGUCAAUUGGGGAAUCUGCUGUUCAUGAAUUAUCAAAAUCAAAGUCUCCGACGCCUGAAAAAUGUUUAAUUGGCUCUGUCGUACAAGAUCAAUCAAAAUCUCCAUCACCUGAAAAAUCUUAUCCUAAGGAAAUAGCUACUACUGGAGUCGAUGAAAAACUGCAAUCGAUUGGGGAAUCCUCAGUUCGAGAAUCACCAAAAUCAAAAUCUCCUACGCCUGAAAAAUCUGUAAUUGACGAAAAGGGAAUCUCUGAAGAACCGGAAAAACGAAAAUCAAUUAUAGAAUCUAUUAAAGACGAGCAAUCCAAAUCUCCUUCUCCUGAAAAAUCAGAUUAUAAGGAAGAAUUUGAGAGAAAAUCAAAAUCUCCAACUCCUGAACAAUCUGCUUUCAAAGAGAAAGAGAUUCUUGGAAAAACAGAAAAAUCCACAAGCGAUGUAAAAACAACAUAUGAAGAAUCAGUGAAACAAGAAUCAAUUUCAGAAUCUAAGGAAAAAUCAAAAUCAUCAACGCCUGAAAUUUCUGCCGAUGAAAAGAAUAUUGCUGAAACACAACAAAAAUUACAAACAGACAAAGAACAGGAUAAAAAAAUGACUGAAGAAUCCAAAUCUCCAACUCCAGAAAAAUCUAUACAGGAAGAUAAAAUUAUUUCUGAAACGCAAGAAAAGCAACUUCCGACGUCAGAGCCUAUAGAUGAAAAAGUUACAUCAGAUACACAUCAACAUAUGGAACAUAUUGAAAAAUCUUUACAAGACCAUCCAUUAAUAUCGUCGGCAUUAGAAAAAUCUGAUACUGUUGAAAAAGAUAAGUCAAAGAUUUCAGAAACACAAGAAUCUAUUCCUGAAUCAGUUAGGCCUGAAAAAACAACUGUUCCUGAAACCGAAAAGAAACAAAAUUUAAUUGGUCUUGAAAAACUUGAAGAAGACGCCAUUUCGAAAACUCAGAAAACAACUACUGCGUCCAUUGAUAAAGAUUCAACAAGCUUUACAACUAUUGAAAAAACUAAAGAGGCUAUAAAAUCAGAUCAUGAGAAAGUAUUAUCAGGAAAAAGUGAAGUUAAUGAGAUCCUUACAAAUGGUCACCAAACAACCCACAAAAUUGAAAAUGGAUUCGACGAAACAUGUGUUUUAGACAGGUUAAAGUAUGAAGAAGUUUCGGACAUUGAUAAACAGGAAUCGCUAAAAUCAAAGACACAAACAUCAACCAGUACUACGCAUGAAAAAUCAGAAAAACAAACAACUUAUGGUACGAAAAUAGUUACCAAUGGGGUAGAAAUAAAUUUAGAAAAAUCCACUUCAUCAAAAAUAGUGGAUAUGAAUGGAGAAGGCGCCAGUGAUAAUACAGCCAAACCAAUUAAGACUGAUGAUGCAACAAUUAGUACAAGUUAUUCCAAAACAGUGGAUACUAAAGAAAUUGAAAUUUUACACACUACAAAUGGUACUUCAGAUAUACAAACUAGUGAAAUAAUUAGUGCUGAAAAAACAGAAGAAAUUAGCAUUAUAGAUCCAAAAACUACUGAACAUUCAACUAUUGUUACAAACGGUAGUGCUACAGAAAGUUCAAUGAAAGCAACCCAGGCCCAUGAUCAAAAGGAGAGAAAGUCAAUAACCGAGGAGAAAAUUCCUGGCAUAUCAGUAGAUAGCCCAGUCAAAAGUACUAAAAAACACACACAAUCAGAAACUACGGAAGAUGGUGAUACACAUGAGGAAGGGUGUCUUUCCACAGAGAAUUUAUCUCCACUACAUUUAUCUGGCCGUUCUACGCCGGAAAUCAAAAUAGAUCUUGAUGUGGAUCGACAAUUAGAAAAAGAAUUGUUACCAUUAGAAGCAGUUGACAAAACUGAUGAAGAGGUAGUUGUGGGUACAUCAUCAACGAAAGCAGAUAUUGGUGUAACUUCGGUUAUAAAACAGUCAAUGGAAGAUAUUAGUGGAAACUUGAGUGGAAAAUCUACUCCAGAUAUUGCAGAAGUUGAAAAAUUGAAAGAAGAAUUAAAAUUUGAAAAGUAUAUUUCAAAGAAAACAACCUCACCUAAGCACACUGCAGGCGCAAUUAUAAAAGACUCAGAAACAAUUUGCGUGAUGAAGGCAUCCAAAAUCACUACAGAAAAGCAUGAAGUAUUAACGGAAAGCUCAGGUAAAGUAAUAAAAGAAGAAAUAAUUACUACAGAAGAACAAUCCAUAGAAAGGAGUCCCGAUUUAAAAUUAGAUAAAGAUUCUCAACAUGAAAUUACUAUUGAAACAAAUACUAAAAUAAUUAAAACGGUUUCCGAAGAAACCCAUGACGUGCAAACGAAUGGAAAACAUGAACACGCUUAUGGUCAAGGUGCUGGUGAGAGUGAUAAAAGUAAAGUAGUAGGAAAAAUUACAGAACCACUAACAUUAUUUUCGAAAACAUCAGAGGUAUUAUAUACAACCUGUGGUGAUAUGGAUAUGGGUGAAGUUUCUUCUCCUCCAAGCAAUUUAAGUUCCGCCCAAGGAUCUUGUGCUCCACAUAUUUGGGAUGAACAUUUUACAGACGAAGAAGAUUUGCCAGAAUCACCUUUGAGUACGACAUCACAAAUUGGUGGCUCGCCAACUUCCCAAUUUCAAUACGAUACAGGGUUAAACGAAGAUACAAUCUUAUCUAAAAAACAAAUGGAUACAAUGAGUACGUCAUUUUAUGGAUCAUUACCUGAAGAAACAGUAAUUGAUCAUUCCAAAACUGAGCCAGUGCUUAUACCUAAAAAGCCCGAACAUUUUGGUGUAUCAUCAAUGUCGGAGGAACAGACGUUUAUCGAACCAGGAACGGGAAUAUCAAAGCAUGAAUUUUUAUCAAGUGAUUUAAAAUCAAAAAUAAAUGUUGAAAAGGAAGAAUUAAAAACUAUAUCUAAGGAUGAACAAGAAGUAAAAACAGCUAAAUGCGACGAAAAAACUUUAGGUGACACAUCAAAAACAAAACCUGAGAAAGUAGAUAAACCAGAGUCUCAGAAGGAUAGUAUAGGAUUGAAAGAACAAGAGCAAAAACCAAGUUCAAGCACCAAACCAGAUUCAGUUGAAUCAUGGGGAAAACCUUUAGGACUACCAAGUCCAGCUCCUCCUGGUGAAACAAAAUCAACACCCAAAAAAGAAAGAAAAACAGCUGCAUCCAUACUAGCUGUCAAAAACAAAAAAAAUAAUGAACGAAAACGGUCAGAAUCGCCUGGAAAAUUAAACAAGAAAAUAAAUCCAGUGUAUUUAGAUUUGACCUAUGUACCACACCAUGGAAAUGCUAAUUACUGUUAUGUAGAUUUCUUUAAAAAAAUUCGAGCUAGAUACUAUGUAUUUUCUGGAACUGAGCCUAGCAGAGAAGUAUAUAAUGCUCUUCUUGAAGCAAAGCAGACUUGGGAAGAUAAAGAUUUAGAAGUAACAAUCAUACCAACAUACGACACAGAUGUAUUAGGAUAUUGGGUAGCUGAAAAUGAAGAAUUAUUAUCUAAAAAUAAAAUAGAUUUAUCACCAUCUGCAAGUCGUUGUACCAUCAACUUACAAGACCAUGAAACUUCAUGUUCAGCAUAUAGAUUAGAAUUUUAAAAUUAUUAUUAAAAGAAAUGUUUAAAAAAAAUGUUACACAGGGAAUAUAUUUGGUGAAAACAUCAGGGUAUGCUUAAAAACAUUGUGAUGUAGCACAAAUUAUUUAUGCACUAUUUACAAUUAAAUAAUAUCAAAUUGUUUUAUUUAAAAUGUUUGAGCGAAACUUCUUCAAAAAUUUAUUAUUUUUCAAUUAUCUCAUUUUAUUCAUACCACACAUCGAGCAAAAACAAACUUCACAAAAUCGUUAGUAA